Molecule: messenger RNA, 159 nt
Organism: Striga hermonthica
Lineage: Eukaryota; Viridiplantae; Streptophyta; Magnoliopsida; Lamiales; Orobanchaceae
Source: the annotation of a GenBank genome assembly
CAAUAUCGAUAAUUACCUUUCGUAAUUAUCUACUCAAUAACGCGGCACAUCGUUCGCGGCACAUUGUAAUGCGGCACACCUGCUCCUCAUCAAGUGAGUGCGGCACGCCUGUAUACAGCACCUGGCGAACAUUGCACCUGCGUUGUCGACGUUGUUUGU